Molecule: messenger RNA, 1425 nt
Organism: Purpureocillium lilacinum
Lineage: Eukaryota; Fungi; Ascomycota; Sordariomycetes; Hypocreales; Ophiocordycipitaceae
Cellular component (GO): mitochondrion
Molecular function (GO): metal ion binding; metalloendopeptidase activity
Source: RefSeq, a predicted model, not a curated record
AUGGCGUCCCGCAGACUAGCUUUGAACCUGUCGCAGGGCCUGCGAAGCCGUGCUGGUCUGUCGGCCGCCGGUGCCUUCCGACGAGGCUUCGCGACUCCCUCUACCGUCGGCAAGACUCAGACCACGACGCUGAAGAACGGACUGACCGUCGCCACUGAGCACUCGCCAUGGGCGCAAACGUCGACGGUCGGCAUGUGGAUCGAUGCCGGCUCGCGCGCCGAGACGAACGAGACCAACGGCACCGCGCACUUCCUCGAGCACCUGGCUUUCAAGGGCACUGCCAAGCGAUCGCAGCAGCAAUUGGAGCUGGAGAUUGAGAACAUGGGCGGCCACCUCAACGCCUACACCUCGCGCGAGAACACCGUCUACUUCGCCAAGGCCUUCAACUCCGACGUUCCCCAGUGCGUCGAUAUCCUCUCCGACAUUCUCCAGAACUCCAAGCUCGAGGAGUCUGCCAUCGAGCGCGAGCGCGACGUCAUCCUCCGCGAGUCCGAGGAGGUUGAGAAGCAGGUCGAGGAGGUUGUCUUCGACCACCUGCACGCCACUGCCUUCCAGCACCAGCCCCUGGGCCGCACCAUCCUGGGCCCGCGCCAGAACAUCCGCGACAUCACCCGCACCGAGCUGGUCAACUACAUCAAGAGCAACUACACUGCCGACCGCAUGGUUCUCGUCGGCGCUGGUGGCAUCCCCCACGAGAAGCUCGUCGAGCUGGCCGAGAAGCACUUCUCCGGUCUCCCCAGCAAGGGCCCCGAGAACCACGCCUACCUCCUGUCCAAGCAGAAGGCCGACUUCAUUGGUUCCGAUGUCCGUGUCCGCGACGACACCAUGGGCACCGCCAACGUUGCCAUUGCCGUCGAGGGCGUCAGCUGGAACUCGGAGGACUACUUCACGGCCCUGGUCACGCAGGCUAUCGUCGGCAACUACGACAAGGCCAUGGGCAACGCUCCCCACCAGGGCAGCAAGCUCAGCGGCUUCGUCCACAAGCACGAGCUCGCCAACAGCUUCAUGAGCUUCUCCACCAGCUACAGCGACACUGGUCUGUGGGGUAUCUACCUCGUCACCGACAACACCACCCGCUUGGAUGACCUCGUCCACUUCACCAUCCGUGAGUGGAUGCGUCUGUGCACCAACGUCAGCGAGGCCGAGGUCGAGCGCGCCAAGGCUCAGCUCAAGGCCUCCAUCCUGCUGUCUCUCGACGGCACCACCGCCGUCGCCGAGGACGUCGGCCGCCAGCUCAUCACCACCGGCCGCCGCAUGAUGCCCGGCGAGAUCGAGCGCCGGAUCGACGCCAUCACCGAGAAGGAGGUCAUGGACUUCGCCAACCGCAAGCUCUGGGACAAGGACAUUGCCAUCAGCGCCGUGGGCAAGAUUGAGAACCUCUUCGACUACCAGAGACUGAGGAACACCAUGAAGCCCAAGUUUUAA